AUGCGCUUUCAUGGAGUAUCGAUCUCCCAUCUGAUUAACACGCAACUACAUUCCAGUGUUGGUCGGACUGGCUGUCCUCCUUACCGCUGUCAUGUCCACCGCACCAUCUGUCAUCAUGCCCGGAGGCCGAAUCUAUGCAUUCCUAGGGCGACCCCUACCUCCAUAGUCCCGCAUAGAACUGCCAAAUCUAAAUCUGUUGUGAAACUCAAAGACUUGCCUCAAGGGGCGUUGAAAUUGGAACCCUAUGAUGAUGGCGCCAAUGAUGGCCCUCAGUACCCUGUCGUUUUGCAGGGGCAUCGGAACAAUAUGCAAAGGUUUAGGAACUGCGUGGUGUUGACCCGUGUUGGCGGAUUCUACGAGCUGUAUUUCGAACAAGCCGAAGAGUUGGCUCCCUUGCUGAACCUUAAACUGGCUAUAAGAAGAACAAGCGCUGGGCCCGUAUACAUGGCCGGCUUCCCUUUCUUCCAACUGGACCGGUUCCUCAAGAUACUUGUUCAGGACUUAAGCAAGUAUGUGGCCAUUAGUGAGGAGUUCGCCAACGAUGCCGAGGGCAAGCUUCGCACCGGGGGUCUUCAAUUCGAUCGCAAGGUCGCGAGGAUCAUCACACCUGGUACCUUGAUUGAUGAGAAGUUCAUGGAUCCUUCCGAGAAUAACUUCCUGCUGGCAAUCUAUAUAGAUGGCAGCUCGGUGAAAGAGCAGGUAGAGCAGGACGAUGGGGCUACGAAGCAACACGUUCUGCCAUCCACGUCUCAGAAUGUAGGCUUGUCCUGGCUGGAUCUCUCCACCGGCGACUUUUUCACUCAGGUCACCACGGCGCAAAUGCUGCCGUCGGCUAUUGCCCGGAUCGGCGCUCGUGAGAUCCUGGUGGAUCAAGCGCUAGGAGACGGGGUCAGGCAAGAGCUGCAGCUGCUGACCGGGCACGACCACCGGUUGAUGACAUUUUUCCCAUUCCCUUCGAAGAUCGAGCCCAUGACGAAGUGGGGCCCUGUGCUUGAAGCACCCAUAUCUGCCAAAGCCGCGGCGUCCUUCACCUCGGAGGAAGUGGCUGCUGGCUUCAGCCUUCUUGAAUACAUCCGGGUGCAGCUACAAGGGUUGAAUAUGAAGCUUCAGCCUCCGCGCCGUCGAGAUCUGGACGAAUCCAUGAGCAUUGACCGGAACAGCCUAAGGGGCUUGGAAAUACUAGAGACAGCCCGGGAUGGCUUUGGGAAAGGAACAUCACCUUCGACGUCUAUGACUGUGAUUAACGAACGAUUGGAUCUUGUGUGUACAUUCAUCGACGACGCAGAAUUACACCGCAAUGUCAUCAAUUACUUGAAGCGGAGCUAUGACGCGCAGCGGCUGGUUCAGAAAUUCACUCUGGGGCGGGGAGAUGCAGAUGACCUGAUAUGUCUAUCUCGAGCCAUUGAAGCUUCAAAGGAGAUCAGGCGGGUGUUGAUGAGCAAAAAGCGCAAAUGCAAGGAUACACCAGCAGCUCAGAGCCUCAAAUCCAUGACGGAUCGCCUGUACAUGAAUGGGCCUAUCCUCCUGGCCGAGAAGAUCUUGGCGGCGAUUGAUGAAGAGGGGUUGUUACAGAAGCAACGCAUCGAGGACGACACGGCUGCUGAAGCGGCAAUGCUUGCACAGGAGGUAGCCUUCAGUGAAGCCCUACCGGGCGAAAUAGAGACACUGCCGAAGAAGGUCAGGACGAAGAGCGGCGAACGAGGUGGCAGCGGGGCAACCGAUGAGGCGUCGACCCUCGAGACCUGGAUCAUGCGGCGCGAUGCCAGCCCGGCUCUCCAUGACCUCCACGAGGAAUUAGACCGACUGCACAACGAGAAAGCGGAACUCACCCAGCGCCUUCGCGACGCUGUGGGGUCGACAGCCCUCUCCCUCAAAUGGACACCGGGUCUAGGCCACAUCUGUCACGUCAAAGCUGCUAAGAUCUCCCAAGAGUCAUUAGAAGAAUUGGGGGUGACACGGAAUGUCUCAAUGACCAAGUCUACCCGGUCCUUCUACCUGCCGGCGUGGACCGAGCUGGGCGGCCAGAUGGACCAAGUCAAGCUUCAGAUUCGGCAGGAAGAACAGGCGAUCUUCGAGACGCUGCGCCGCGAGGUCAUCCUCAAUCUUGUCAAGAUCCGCCGUAACGCAGCCGUGAUGGACGAGCUGGACGUGGCAUGCUCCUUUGCCACCCUGGCCCACGAACAGAGGCUAGUCCGUCCGAUCCUCGUCGAGGGCAAAUGCCACAAGAUUGUAGGCGGUCGACAUCCCACGGUCAAGCUGGGUCUGGAGGAGCAGGGCCGGCGGUUCGUCAGCAACGAUUGCUUCCUGGGCGACCCGGACCGCAUCUGGCUGGUAACCGGGCCCAACAUGGCCGGCAAGAGCACCUUUCUCCGACAGAACGCCCUGAUCACGAUCCUGGCGCAAGUGGGGUCCUUGGUUCCGGCCGACUACGCGGAGAUGGGCAUUGUCGACAAGAUCUUCAGUCGCAUUGGCGCGGCCGACGACUUGUUCCGCGAUCAGUCGACUUUCAUGGUCGAGAUGCUGGAGACGGCGGCCAUCUUGAAGCAGGCGACUCCGCGCUCCUUCGUCAUCAUGGACGAGGUGGGUCGGGGCACGACCCCGGAGGAUGGGACGGCGGUGAGCUUUGCGUGUCUGCACCACCUGCACUAUCACAACCGCUGCCGCACGCUCUUUGCAACCCACUUCCACGCGCUGGCAGACAUGACCCAAGACUUCGAGUCGCUGGGCCGGUAUUGCACCGAUGUCAAGGAGACGGCCAACGGUGGGUUUUCGUUCGUGCACCGGUUGCGCAAGGGCGUGAACCGUGAAUCGCACGCGCUGAAAGUCGCCCAGCUAGCCGGAUUGCCCUCGGAGACUAUUGAACUGGCGCGACGUGUGCGUCAACAAGGACUAGCCACUAAUCCAGAGCAGUGCAGCCAGACAUCAGCCCCAGCAUAAAACACACCCAUCGCGGCAAGCAUCCAAUCCCUCUCCCCAUUCAGCACAG
Molecule: messenger RNA, 2986 nt
Organism: Aspergillus aculeatinus CBS 121060
Lineage: Eukaryota; Fungi; Ascomycota; Eurotiomycetes; Eurotiales; Aspergillaceae
Product: mismatch repair ATPase MSH1
Exons: 3
Coding region: 1-2937 (978 amino acids)
Biological process (GO): mismatch repair
Cellular component (GO): nucleus
Molecular function (GO): ATP binding; ATP-dependent DNA damage sensor activity; mismatched DNA binding
Source: RefSeq, a predicted model, not a curated record